CAACCUCUCAAGUUUCACAAUUUACAAUAUUUGUAAACAAAAAUAAAUCUCAAGUCAAGCAAAUUCAACCAAUAAUCCGAAGAAUAAUCAUCAAUGGACAACAUCUGCCGGUUGUGUUCAUCGCGUUCGCGAUCACCGACUUCAAUAUUUGAUUCCAAAAAUGGCAAACUGAUUGCAGACUUGAUAAAAAUAAUUUGUCCAAUAAAAAUUGCCAUUUCUGAUGACUUACCAAAGACAAUUUGUAAUUUAUGUUUGAGGAUCAUUUCUGAGGCUGUUGAGCUGCGCGAGAAGAGCAUUGAAACUGAUCAAAAUCUAAGGCGGAAAUUGACAACGAAAGAGUCAAAAAAUACCAAAAAUAACACGAAAAUUCCAGAAAUAAUCAAUCCAGAUCCAGUGAAGCUUGAAAAGGAAUCAAAUCUUAUAAAUUUUAUUGAUCAAAGCUUAGUUGGUCAUCAAGAUUUUCAUGAUUAUGAGGACAAUGAUGAUGAUGACAAUUCAGGAUACAUGGACUAUGAUCAGCAUGACGAUUCAGACAUCGUCAAUUAUGAACCACCAAUGAAGAUACAGAAGAGGGAUACAAGCUACUCGAAACGUACUAUUGAAGAUGAUAUUGAUUCUAUGACUAACAUAGUUGAACUUAAAAAUGUUAUGAAGACAUUCCAUAAACGACUGAUUAAAGUUGAAAAUGUAUUAAAUGAAUCUGAAGAAGUUAUUGAGAAACCAGUGAAAAGAGGUGAUUUUUUGAUGAACAAGAUAUCGACUGUACCGGAGUUUGAGAAGUUUGUUGAGGACAUUUCACUAUCUAAAGAUCUGAGGGACUAUUUGGUUCAAUAUUGGAAAGUUAUACCUCACGGAUCACGACAAUCUCCAGAAAAUGGUAAAGUCUAUGCAAUUCUACUGUCCCUGUUUGAUGAAGAUUUUCUCCACAAUAAUGUAAAAUGGGGACACGGAACCAAAAAAGAAUACAAUAAAGACAGUCAAAGUGAUGAAAAGAACUCAAAAACAGUAGUAUUAAAAACAGUUGAUCACUUUAUAGACAUGAUUAAAGAGGCAUUGGGAUUUAAAAGUGAUGCAAAUUCACAAAUUGCAACAAUUUUCAAGAACCUAUUUAGAAAUAAAAUAAAACGACAAAUGAUAAAAGGAAUAAAUCCAGCUGAAGUUGGACAAAAUGUUCAACCAACGAUUGCACAAGGCUUGCAGGAACAGACGUAAAG
Chironomus riparius is the source of this 1214-nucleotide messenger RNA. Lineage: Eukaryota; Metazoa; Arthropoda; Insecta; Diptera; Chironomidae. The record is from the annotation of a GenBank genome assembly.